Amorphotheca resinae ATCC 22711 is the source of this 418-nucleotide messenger RNA. RefSeq lists its product as hypothetical. NCBI's taxonomy places the organism in Eukaryota, Fungi, Ascomycota, Leotiomycetes, Helotiales, Amorphothecaceae. The transcript has a single exon. The record is from RefSeq and is a predicted model, not a curated record. The coding region runs from base 115 to 414 and encodes 99 amino acids.
ACGGGCGAAGGUGGCUAUUCUUAUUCUCUCCGGGGAGGAUUGCUCAUCUCCAGUUCGGGGUAUCCCCCUCGGAGUCUCCCCAGGUUCAUAUCUCCGAAUCUUCUAUUUCGCGAAAUGUCCCCCACGAUUCCGAGCUACGUGAAGUGUUGGCGGUGGGACGGGCAGAUAGAUACUCGUCUAAGCCGUGCCCGUGUUCUGGCCUCGGAUACUGUGUCGGUAAUUGGAAGUCGAGUCCUAUGGCUCCGUCCGUCCGUAUUGUCCAAAGACGGUGUGUUCUUCGUCAUGACUCGUGUCAAGGAGAGGCUUAGGAGGGUGGCGAAAGGAGGCAAGAUGAGGCGGUGGGAGGGCGGUGGGAGGGCGGUGGAGGCGGCGGAGGCGGCGGGGGCGGGGUUUCCAGAGACCUAUGAUUAUUAAUGCU